GAGUUUCUUUGGUCUUGUAUUUGAGUUUGGUUUCACCCAAACUGCUUUGUCACUCUUCAAUUGAAUGAAAAUAUCAUUUUUGCAAAAAAAAAAAGAAAUAAAAAUAGAAAAAAGACAAAGAAAAGGUUUAGAGUGGAAGACACAAAAACAAUAGUAAAUCUUAACCACCCAACCAAAAUGGAGGAAAUGAACAUAGUAGUCAUCGCCCCGCUCACGCCAACACUGCCUCUGCGGAAUUUCCCAAGCUUUGCAAAUAUAAAUAAAGCACUCAAGGUGUUCGUGCUUUUUCCUCUGUGGCGACUCUCUUCUCUUCUCGUUUUCUUCGCCCCCUCCGCCCCGCGAUACUAACCACAAUGGCUGCUGCCUCUGCCGCUGGAUCUGCCGUCCUUUCCCUCAAUGCUGCCGGGAUUUCUCACCGCAAACUCUCCAAUUUUAGCCUGGUUUCAUUGCCUGUUAAAUUUCCGGCCUCCCUUGAUUUGCAAUGCCGAUCUCUUCGCUCCGCUUCUUCCCCAGGCGCAAAGGCGCAGGUCGCGACUGUCGAACAAGCGGCUACUGAAACGCCACAGAAGGUAGAAGCUCCUGUUGUUGUUAUCACUGGAGCUUCCAGAGGAAUCGGCAAAGCUGUUGCUUUGGCUCUCGGGAAAGCUGGCUGCAAGAUUUUAGUUAAUUAUGCAAGGUCAUCAAGUGAGGCAGAAGAAGUUUGCAAAGAGAUAGAGGCGUCUGGUGGACAGGCUCUUACUUUCGGCGGAGAUGUUUCCAAAGAAGCAGAUGUGGAGUCAAUGAUAAAAACUGCAGUUGAUGCAUGGGGAACUGUAGAUGUUUUGAUCAACAAUGCAGGCAUUACGAGGGAUGGUUUGUUGAUGAGAAUGAAGACAUCUCAAUGGCAGGAGGUCAUUGAUCUGAACCUUACCGGAGUCUUCCUAUGCACACAGGCAGCUGCCAAGGUUAUGAUGAGGAAGAAAAAGGGAAGGAUAAUUAAUAUCUCAUCCGUCGUUGGUCUUGUUGGAAAUGUUGGCCAAGCCAACUACAGUGCUGCAAAAGCUGGGGUAAUUGGACUAACAAAGACAGUUGCCAAGGAAUAUUCAAGCAGAAACAUUACUGUGAAUGCUGUUGCUCCUGGAUUCAUUGCAUCUGAUAUGACUUCUAAGCUUGGGGCAGACUUUGAGAAAAAGAUAUUGGAGGCCAUCCCAUUGGGAAGGUAUGGGCUGCCAGAGGAAGUCGCUGGGUUGGUGGAAUUCUUGGCCCUUAGCCAAGCUGCUAGUUAUAUCACUGGACAGGUGCUGACCAUUGAUGGAGGUAUGGUCAUGUAAGAGGCUCCUGAGGUUCAGCAUUGCUCUAGAUAACCCUCUCCAAAUGUGUGGCGCUAUGAGCUGACUCGCCUGUAUGCUCAAGUUUUGGCCUUGAAAUAAUUUAGUGAAAGAAUUUGGUAUGAUCAAGAUUUGAGUUUAUUGAAAGCAGGUGGUUGUAGUCAUUUGUAGUACUUCCAAUUGAUAUGUCAACAUCGUUUACUGGUUUGAAAGACAAGCUGAAUCAAGUUUGUCUUGAUUUAUGAAACAUAGAUAGGGAGGUGACAAUAGCUUUUGUGGUGUUCAAUUCUUCCUCUUUCUUUUAUAAGAUAUGUUGAAAAGCA
Molecule: messenger RNA, 1630 nt
Organism: Salvia miltiorrhiza (redroot sage)
Lineage: Eukaryota; Viridiplantae; Streptophyta; Magnoliopsida; Lamiales; Lamiaceae
Product: 3-oxoacyl-[acyl-carrier-protein] reductase 4-like
Exons: 11
Coding region: 354-1310 (318 amino acids)
Biological process (GO): fatty acid biosynthetic process
Molecular function (GO): NAD binding; 3-oxoacyl-[acyl-carrier-protein] reductase (NADPH) activity
Source: RefSeq, a predicted model, not a curated record